Molecule: messenger RNA, 889 nt
Organism: Anoplopoma fimbria (sablefish)
Lineage: Eukaryota; Metazoa; Chordata; Actinopteri; Perciformes; Anoplopomatidae
Gene: haus2
Product: HAUS augmin like complex subunit 2
Exons: 7
Coding region: 112-723 (203 amino acids)
Biological process (GO): microtubule nucleation; spindle assembly; centrosome cycle
Cellular component (GO): mitotic spindle microtubule; HAUS complex; centrosome
Source: RefSeq, a predicted model, not a curated record
CAGAAGAAGAAGCAGCAGACGCACGUUGGUUCCGUGGACCGGUGUUGGUGUCGGUGCUGGUGUCGGUGUUGAUGUUGAUGUUCCAGACAGAAGGUUCCUCUCCUACAGACGAUGUAUCAGUGGGAUUUGUCUCCGUUCUCAGUGACUCCAGCUGCCAGCCUGUUGUCCAGAUGUGUCUCUAAAGACAUCUUGUCUCAGGAGGAAAUAGACUCCGCCUCCUCCAGGCUGAGCCCCGCCUUCUCCUCUCACCUGCACGAGGCUGAACAGCGAAUCAGAACGCAGAGACAGCUGGACCAGCUGCAGCUUCAGACGGAGCUGCUGCAGAAGGAGAAGCAGAGCGCCGACGUCACGCACAGCUUCCACCUCACUCGGAGGUUCCAGAUGCUGCAGAUGUUCUGCGGUCACCUGCAGGACCUCCUGAAGGACCAGAACCGUCUGAGGCAGAGACUCAUGAGGCCGCUGGGUCGCACCAACCUGCCCGUUCAGGCUCACCUGCACAGGUUCGUGGUGGACCUGGUGAGGAUGCUGCUGGACUUCAUAGAGACUCUGGACGAGAAGCUGAACUCGGUCCGCUGCAGUCCGUCCGCCGGAGAGCACCUGGAUCAGCUGAACGCUGCUCUCGCCCAGUUACUGGCUCAGGUGGCCGAGGUGGAGAGUUUGUCCAGUCAGGUCCUCCAGAGGAAGGAAGUCCACAGCAGCAGGAAGAGUGACAGCUCUGCAUGAUGACCUCUGACCUCCACGUCCUCCGGCUGCUGGACGGACAGGAAUCCAUCCUGUUGGACAGAUGGAGGCUGUGUUUAGCAUUUAUUAUUAUUAAUAUUAUUAUCAUGAUAAUGUUGAAGACUUUGUUUGUGUUUUUGUAAUAAAGUCUGACUUUGGUAGAAACGUU